AUGUCUCUUACUAAUCUUCCUCUCGAACUUAUUCAUCGAAUUUUCGAUUAUUGUGAUAUAUUAACGAUACUUUCUGUUCGUGUUACCAGUAAAUACUUAUACUUGGCUGCUAAUGCCUUUGAUCGAUAUGACCUCGACAAUAAUUAUGCGUCAGAAAAUACAUUAUCAUUAAUUACUCGUUUUAUUCGACUGCAAAACUUUGUUUCACUGAAUCUGUCCAGUGGUUAUGUGACAGAUGACUCGUUUACUGAACUGAUGUCACAUAUCGAUAUUCGUCAGUUAAUUCGACUUCGUUCAUUAACUCUUUCUAAUCUAAGCGAUGUGAAAUUGAAGCAAAUUUUAUCCAUGGUAAAUUCAGAAUCUCUUCUCUCACUUUCUAUUCAGUUUGAUGUGAAGAAAUAUAGUGGAGUAUUUAAUAUUUUGUCAUCAGCGAUUACGCGACUUAUUGCAUUACAAAGGCUUCAUUUAAAUACGGUUGGCUAUAAGGAAAUGCAGAUAGCAUGGCCCACUAACUGUAGUUUGAAAUAUGCGAUUAUCGAUACCUGCACGUACAAUCAAUAUCGAGUUAUGAUUCAUAGCCUACCCCAUUUAGAAAGUGUUUCUAUAGAGGAUUGCACUUUAAACGAGUACAAUGGGAAAACUCUAUUAUUAUCUGCGCCUACGUUACAUCCAUCAUUGAAGUCUCUAACUAUGGCCAAAAGUAGACUUCCUGCAGAGUAUAUUCAACGUCUACUUUCAGAAACACCCAAUCUUGUCAAUCUAACACUGAUUUCACAUAAACGACAAUUUGAUUCCCUUUUCGAUGGUGCUUAUUGGGAAAAUUUUAUCCAAAUGAAGUUACCUUUGCUGGCUAAAUUCGAAUUUUUCUUCGAAAGUUGUCUAAGCAAAGUAGAAUGUGACUAUAAAGGCGACUACCAUUACAAAGAAAAGGACGAAAAUUAUACUCAUACUAGCCUCAGCUCACUUAUUCUUCCAUUUCGAACACCAUUCUGGCUCGAUGAAAAACGCUGGUUUGUUACUUGUGAUUUUCUGAUAGAGUCUGCAGAUUUAAGAAUCUGUACCGUUCCUGUCAUUGUUGUUGAUAAGUGGCAGUGCUACAGAUGUGAGUUGUCUCCGUUCGAUGAUAAACCUCGUAUUACUGAACGAUUAGUCAAUGAAGCCAUCGGCACUUCUACAGAUAAGGUACUCACCACACUCAAGUUUGAAAAUUGUGGAAUCAAUAGUAUACGAAUAGGAUAUCUUGCCGAUGUUUUACGACAUGAUAAAACAAUUACCAACUUGAAUCUCAAAAAUAAUACAAUAGGACCAAAAGGAAUUCAAUAUAUUGCCGAAGCUUUACAACAGAACAAGACACUUACUACACUGAAUCUUCAGCAAAACUGCAUCGGAACCAAUGGGGCACCAUAUAUUUGCGAUAUUCUCCAGCACAAUACAACACUCACGAGACUGAAUAUUGGCAUGAGCGGCAUCGGAGUUGAUAAAAUGAUAGAAAUCUUUAAUGCAUUACAAGCUAAUACAGUAGUCAAGCCUCUCUCGCUAUCUCGCUCAUAUUCAUGUUCUUUGCCAUAUAAAGACACUCAAAGCAAUUGA
Rotaria socialis is the source of this 1590-nucleotide messenger RNA. NCBI's taxonomy places the organism in Eukaryota, Metazoa, Rotifera, Eurotatoria, Philodinida, Philodinidae. The record is from the annotation of a GenBank genome assembly.